Ophidiomyces ophidiicola is the source of this 1191-nucleotide messenger RNA. It is a transcript of the gene DGK1, whose product is annotated as Diacylglycerol kinase. The transcript has a single exon. The coding region runs from base 1 to 1191 and encodes 396 amino acids. Lineage: Eukaryota; Fungi; Ascomycota; Eurotiomycetes; Onygenales; Onygenaceae. Gene Ontology annotation, biological process: phosphatidic acid biosynthetic process. Gene Ontology annotation, molecular function: ATP-dependent diacylglycerol kinase activity. Gene Ontology annotation, cellular component: endoplasmic reticulum membrane. The record is from RefSeq and is a predicted model, not a curated record.
AUGCCUCUCCAGAAGGAGAUUCCCGCGACGCCGCGCGUGAUAUCCCCGUCACCAACUCCCUCGGAGCUCUCGGACGGUUAUCGAGCGCCUGUUACUCGCUCUGCAUCUGCAAGACGGCAUCUCUCGUCGCCUCCGCCAAUAUCAGAAGAGAAGCGACAAGAAGAUGAAUGUGGCUCUGACUCUAGCGUCGAGAAACGCGCCCGGACGAGAUCUCGAAGCCCAACGAAAACCCCAUCUGGCAAGCCCCGGCGUCGCCUGUCAGGUCUAACACCUAUUCGUGAAUCGCCUAUUAAGUCGGAGCCUAUAAAGAAGGGCUUUCUAUCUCCUAAUGGCCACCUCUCACCUUACUCGAAGGCCAAAGAUCCAUUUCGUGACCUCUCUCGCUCGCCGUCUCCCCUUGGUCUGAUUCCUCUCCACAAACAUUACAGAAAUUUAAUUCAUCGCCACGAGAUUCCUCGGAAACUUCUUCAUGUCUCAAUAGGCUUCGUUUGUGUUGAUCUAUAUCGUCGUGGUGUUCAACCUCUAGAAAUUUCUCCGUGGCUCUUCACCGCAUUUAUCCCUAUUGCCGCGACAGAUUUCCUACGCCACCGUUUCCAAACAGUAAACAGAUUCUACAUUCGCUGUCUGGGGGCCUUGAUGCGCGAGACUGAGGUUUCAGGGUACAAUGGUGUCAUUUGGUACCUUCUGGGAGCAUAUAUUGUUCUCAGAUUCUUCCCAAAAGAUAUCGGUGUUAUGGGCGUACUACUUCUCAGUUGGUGCGAUACUGCAGCAUCAACAUUCGGCCGCCUCUACGGUCGCUAUACCCCACGAAUUCGCAGGGGGAAAAGCUUAGCAGGCAGUCUAGCUGCAUGUGCCGUUGGAGUGUUCACUGCGGCGGCGUUCUGGGGAUAUCUAGUCCCUACUGUUGGAUAUUUUGCUAAUGACCCCGAGAAUUCUUUUAUGUUCUCUGGAACUCUAAAUCUGAUUCCAGAUACCGUAAAAGGCCUUCUCGAAUGGGUUGGUGUUCCUCGAGAUUUUACAGAUAAGGCUGUAAUAUCUGGGCCCCUUGCCUUAGGAGUGAUGAGCUUGUGGACUGGGGUUGUUGCUGCUGGCAGCGAGUUGAUUGAUCUAUUUGGCUGGGAUGACAACUUGACCAUUCCAGUGUUGAGUGGUGUUGGAAUGUGGGGGUUCCUAAAGGUUUUCGGGUCAUGA